Molecule: messenger RNA, 863 nt
Organism: Dermatophagoides farinae (American house dust mite)
Lineage: Eukaryota; Metazoa; Arthropoda; Arachnida; Sarcoptiformes; Pyroglyphidae
Source: RefSeq, a predicted model, not a curated record
CAAAAGAUGGCAGCACUUGUUCUAUUGAUUUUUAAAAUUCGAAUAUUUUUUUUCUUUUUAUAAUAUUCGAAAUUAUCAAUUGAAUUGUGUGGUUGGAAUAUAAAAUUUCGGAAAUUCAAUACAAAAUUAAGAUUUGAAUCUCACGUUUCUAUUGAAACGAACGAACGAUCAAUCAAUCAAUCGAUAAUAAUGAUAAUGAUUAUAUCGAAUCAAACAACAACGACAACAACAACACUUGAAUAUCUAUGGCCAACAUUAUCAACAACACCAACGACAGUAACAACGACGACGGUGAAAAAAUAUGAAUACGAUUAUGUAUCGACUACUACUUCUAGUGACACAAUCAAUGGAUUAAAUGACCCCGAUGAUGAUGGUUGGACAAUAUUGACCGGUAUAUUUAUACUUUUAUGUGUUCUCAUACCAAUGACAUUAUUGACACUUGGAAUUAUAUUGUAUAAUACACAAAAUUUUGAUAAAAUACGUUCAAAAACAUUAAUGUUUAAAUCUUCGGAUACAUUUAAAACAUUUAGUAAUCUACCAACAUUAUCAUCAUCAUCAGUAAAAUCAUCGAAAUCGACAAAAGAUCGAUCAAAAAAAUUGAUCAGAUAUCCAUUUAAACAUGAAAAUUAUCGAAAAUCAUCAACAUCAUCGGCAACAAACUCAUUGUUGACACCAUCAUCAACAUUGACAAUUAGUGGAACGAAAAGAAAAUCAUCAAAACGAUCAAAUAUACCAUUAUUUUCAACAGCAUUGCCACAAACAGCAAAGAAACGACGCUUAUGAAAAGCAUUCAAUUAGAUAAAUGCGUUGGUGGCAACAACAUUUUUUUCUCUCUCUCUCUCUCUCUCUCUCAUCAAAUGAUA